Molecule: messenger RNA, 579 nt
Organism: Oikopleura dioica
Lineage: Eukaryota; Metazoa; Chordata; Appendicularia; Copelata; Oikopleuridae
Source: the annotation of a GenBank genome assembly
AUGCAGCCAAUAAAAUGCGUGGUCGUUGGCGACGGCGCAGUGGGAAAGACCUGUCUACUGAUAUCCUACACGACAAACGCCUUCCCGGGAGAAUACAUACCUACAGUCUUUGACAAUUUUUCAGCAAACGUUCUUAUUGAUAAUACACCAGUUAAUCUAGGCCUUUGGGAUACAGCGGGACAAGAAGACUACGACAGAUUGCGCCCUCUCAGUUAUCCACAGACUGAUAUUUUUCUCAUUUGUUUCUCAGUUGUUUCUCCGGCCUCUCACGAGAACGUAAAAGGAAAAUGGUAUCCCGAAGUGAAGCAUCACUGCCCAAACACGCCAGUGAUCCUGGUCGGCACAAAGACAGAUCUGCGCGAAGAUCCAGACACAAUCAACAAACUAAGAGAGAAGAAACUCAACGUUAUCACAGAGCUACAGGGUCAAUCGCUGGCGAAAGAAAUUGGAGCGGUGAGGUAUCUUGAGUGCUCGGCGCUGACGCAGAAGGGACUCAAGCAACUCUUCGACGAAACCAUUCGAGCUGUUUUAUAUCCACCACCAACGGAAAAGAAACGAAAGAAAUGUAUAAUCUUGUGA